Molecule: messenger RNA, 516 nt
Organism: Knipowitschia caucasica
Lineage: Eukaryota; Metazoa; Chordata; Actinopteri; Gobiiformes; Gobiidae
Source: the annotation of a GenBank genome assembly
AUGGAGAAGGCCCGGAAACCGCUGUGCGUUCACGCUUCCAGGUGGGGCUCAAAUCGCUCCAGACAAAAGCCUCAGCGCUCGGCUGCACUGAGUAGUUUGUCCUGUGGAGGCUGUCACUGCUUCUUCUGGAAAAGUCAUCUCACUGAGCUACGAGGUGCUUUCACCUAUGGCGCCACGCACUCGCCUCAACCAGCCGCACCUCUGCCCUCCAGACAAAGAAAAGGGGGGGGGGGAGGAGUUCACCAGGGCGACCCUCGUGGCCCACCAGACCACCUCUUGCCCUGGGUUCUGUUCAUACACCCUUCUGCCCGACAUCAACAGCACUUCUUUGCUCAAAGGCUAACUACUAGUGUUCAGCAGCAGACGCCUCCUUCUCAGGAUCACCGCUUCCACUGGCUCCCUCCAUCGUUUCUCCCUCACAGAUCUCAGGCAACUACCUCCUCAGCCGGCACUUUGCUGCACGCUGGCCCCCAUCGCAAGAACGGAUCACCCACCAAAGCUUGCCCCCUCCGAUGA